This is a messenger RNA of Gracilinanus agilis (Agile Gracile Mouse Opossum), 1002 nucleotides long. RefSeq names its product SIX homeobox 3 (gene SIX3). Gene Ontology annotation, biological process: brain development; regulation of transcription by RNA polymerase II; eye development. The record is from RefSeq and is a predicted model, not a curated record. Gene Ontology annotation, cellular component: transcription regulator complex; nucleus. Gene Ontology annotation, molecular function: RNA polymerase II cis-regulatory region sequence-specific DNA binding; DNA-binding transcription factor activity, RNA polymerase II-specific. The transcript has 2 exons. Lineage: Eukaryota; Metazoa; Chordata; Mammalia; Didelphimorphia; Didelphidae. The coding region runs from base 1 to 1002 and encodes 333 amino acids.
AUGGUAUUCCGCUCCCCUCUAGAGCUCUAUCCCUCCCACUUCUUCUUGCCAAACUUCGCGGAUCCUCACCACCGCUCCCUACUUCUGGCUAGUAGCAGCGGCGGCGGCGGCGGCGGGAGCAGUGCGGGUGGAGGCGGCGGCGGCGCGGGAGGAGGCGGCGCGGGAGGAGGCGGCGGCGGUGGCGGAGGAGGCGGCGGCAGCGGCGGCGGCUCCAGGGCCCCCCCGGAAGAGUUGUCCAUGUUCCAGCUGCCCACCCUCAACUUCUCUCCGGAGCAGGUGGCCAGCGUCUGCGAGACGCUGGAGGAGACUGGGGACAUCGAGCGGCUGGGACGCUUCCUCUGGUCCUUGCCCGUGGCCCCGGGGGCGUGCGAGGCCAUCAACAAGCACGAGUCUAUCCUGCGCGCCCGCGCCGUGGUCGCCUUCCACACGGGCAACUUUCGCGACCUCUACCACAUCCUGGAGAACCACAAGUUCACCAAAGAGUCGCACGGCAAGCUGCAAGCCAUGUGGCUGGAGGCGCACUACCAGGAGGCGGAGAAGCUGCGCGGUCGCCCUCUCGGCCCAGUGGACAAGUACCGAGUGAGGAAGAAGUUCCCGUUGCCCCGAACCAUCUGGGACGGCGAGCAGAAGACUCAUUGCUUCAAGGAGCGGACUCGGAGCCUGCUCAGGGAGUGGUACCUUCAGGACCCCUACCCCAACCCCAGCAAGAAACGCGAACUGGCUCAGGCCACGGGCCUCACCCCUACACAAGUUGGCAACUGGUUUAAGAACCGGCGGCAGCGCGACCGGGCAGCUGCGGCCAAGAACAGGCUGCAGCAUCAGUCGAUCGGACAGAGCGGCAUGCGCUCGCUGGCUGAGCCUGGCUGCCCGACGCACGGCUCGGCAGAGUCGCCAUCCACGGCGGCCAGUCCCACAACCAGUGUGUCCAGCCUGACAGAACGAGCGGACACCGGCACCUCCAUCCUCUCGGUAACCUCCAGCGACUCGGAAUGUGAUGUAUGA